Messenger RNA from Mesorhabditis belari, 570 nucleotides. The record is from the annotation of a GenBank genome assembly. Lineage: Eukaryota; Metazoa; Nematoda; Chromadorea; Rhabditida; Rhabditidae.
AUGUUCAAAGUCAUCCUAUCCGCAGCUCUCCUCGUCUCGUACACCCUCGCCGCCGACUCUUGCACAGCUAAUGACAUCGCCGGUCUCAACAACUGUUACCAGGCUUUCGUCGGCGCUUACGGAUUCUCGAUGAGCAACGUUUUGCCACAUUACUGGGAUAUGCACCAAGUGCGCACCGGAUGGCUUGAUGCCCAAGGAGUCAAAGUGCAACCAAAGAUUUGCCAAAUCGGAAACAAUUUGGUGAACUGUAUCGUGAAAUUCCCGUGUCUCUCCCAGGAUACAUUCUUGACGAUGGGUGCUGACUCGACUGAGUCUCCCCGUUGGUUCCUCGACAAGAUUGCCACCAAGUAUCAAUGUGGAGAGGGAUAUCAAGUUCUCCUCCCAAGAUUACUACUGUAUGGCGGCUUGCCAGCCACAAAUGACAUGAUCACUUGCCAAGCGCAAAUCUAUUCCACCUAUUGUGAUUUCAACUCGGGCGCCUUCAACUGCGGACUCAACGAGGCUGUCAUUAAGGAGACCCAACCCGCUUGCACCCCGGCCCUCCAAAUGUGCCCCAAAUUCCAAUUCUUU